AUGUCAGACAUUGACAUUGAACAUGCGCUCGAGGAACUUUCCCUAAACGAAAAAGUCUCCCUUCUAUCAGGGGUCGAUGGCUGGCACACAGCAGCAAUCCCACGACUGGGGAUCCCUCAAAUUCGAAUGUCAGAUGGACCAAACGGUGUCCGAGGGACUCGGUUUUUUAAUGGUGUUCCAGCGGCCUGUAUUCCUUGUGCCACCGCACUAGGUGCUUCAUUUGACACAGACCUUAUAUUUUCUCUUGGAAAGCUUCUCGGUGCCGAAUGCAAGGCGAAGGGGGCACAUGUCCUUUUGGGUCCCACUAUAAAUAUCCAACGAGGGCCACUAGGGGGACGUGGUUUUGAGUCUUUCUCGGAGGAUCCUGUCCUUUCUGGCUCCUUGGCGGCCAGUUACUGCUUGGGGGUCCAGACUGAGAAUAUCAUUCCGACACCAAAGCACCUCGUCUGCAAUGACCAGGAGCAUGAACGAGUUGCUGUUAGCGCGCUUGUGACGGAGCGAGCAUUGAGGGAGAUCUAUCUACUCCCUUUCCAACUAGCGAUUAUCGGUGCCAAUCCUGGUGCUUUGAUGACUUCAUACAACAAGGUUAACGGAUGCCAUGCGAGUGAAAGCCCGGAUUUGCUGCAAAAUGUUGUUCGAAAGGAGUGGAACUAUAAAGGUCUCAUCAUGAGCGAUUGGUUUGGAACCUACAGCGUGUCUGAAGCCGUCAAUGCCGGACUGGAUCUUGAGAUGCCUGGCCCAACUCGAUUCCGGGGACCGGGUUUAGUCCAUGCUAUCACAUCAAAUAAAGUGUCCGAAAGGACUAUCAAUGACCGGGUCCGCUCGAUGCUGGAGAUGAUAAAGCUAACGGCUAGCUCAAGAAUUCCUGAGAACGCACUCGAAGUCCAACGUAAUUUGCCUGAAGACCAGGCACUGCUUCGCCGAGCAGCUUCCGAAUCCAUUGUCUUGCUCAAGAACGAUGGUCACAUCCUUCCUCUUGACCCAGCUAAAAAGACUCUUGUGAUCGGACCCAAUGCCGAUAUUGCGGCAUACUGUGGUGGAGGCUCUGCUGCUUUGCCAGGGUACUAUACAGUCACUCCCUUGGAAGGAAUAUCUAGCAGCUGCACCGGAGGUGUUACUUUCACACAGGGAGUCUACGGUCACAAGGAAUUGCCCCUCCUUGGCUCUCAGUUGAAGACCGAAGACGGUCGCACCGGGUAUACAUUCAGCGUGUUUACUGAUCCCUCCACCAAAAAGGAUAGAAAUCCGGUCGACAAGUUACACAUGACCAGUAGCUCUGCGUUUUUGAUGGAUUACAAGCACCCAGAGAUCCACUCGGAUCUUUAUUACAUUACAAUGGAAGGUAUCUUCGAACCGUCUGAAAGUGGAGUGUAUGACUUCGGUCUUACGGUCGCCGGCACCGGAGAGCUCUUUAUCGACGGAGAGUUGGUAGUUGACAACAAGACCACCCAGCGCCAGGGAACGUCAUUCUUCGGUAUUGGCACUCCAGAGGAGCGCGGCUCCAAAUAUCUUGAAGCAAACCAUCAAUACAAGAUUCUUGUCGACUAUGGUACUGCCCCAACUUCUAAUCUGAAAUUGCACGGAGUCGUUUCGUUUGGGCCUGGAGGAGUGAGAGUUGGAGGAUGUCGACGCAUUGAUGCAGAGCGUUCUAUCCAAGAGGCUGUUAGUCUGGCAAAGACGGCUGAGCAGGUCAUAGUCUUUGUUGGACUGAGCGGGGAAUGGGAAAGCGAAGGGUUCGACCGUCCACACAUGGGACUUCCACCACGGUCCGAUGAGCUGGUCGAAAAGGUCCUCGCUGUCCAGCCAAAUGCUGUGGUAGUUGUGCAAAGCGGUACGCCUGUAAGCAUGCCCUGGGCCCGGAAUACCAAGGCACUACUUCAUGCUUGGUAUGGCGGAAAUGAAACAGGCAAUGGGAUUGCGGACAUUAUCUUUGGAGAUGUGAACCCGUCUGGAAAGUUACCUCUUACCUUCCCAGAGUUUAUCGAACAGAACCCAACCUACUUGUCCUACCGCUCAGAGAGAGGACGAGUAUUGUACGGCGAAGAUAUCUACGUCGGUUAUCGGUAUCACGAGAAGACCAAAGUUAAGCCCCUAUUCCCCUUCGGGUACGGUCUUUCGUACACGAAUUUCCGUCUGUCGGAUAUUUCUAUCUCGCAACCUCUGGAAAGCCUGAACAAGAUCAAGGAGGAAGUGCUGGAAGUUUCCGUUUCGGUAGAAAAUACUGGACCAUGCGGUGGCGCAGAAACUGCCCAGGUCUAUAUCUCACCUCCGUCGAACAGCAGCGUUGCACGCCCAAUCAGAGAGCUCAAGGGGUUCAAGAAGAUUAGACUGGAAAAUGGGGAGAAACAAGAGAUCUUAAUCUCAAUCCCACUUGCUCUUGCCACGAGUUUCUGGGAUGAGAGUCACUCUGCAUGGCUUAGCGAAGCUGGAAAGUAUACAGUAAUUGUGGUUGGCACUGGCGAUCUGAACUCACUCUCGGGGACCUUCAAUGUUACCCGUACAAGGAAGUGGAACGGUUUGUUUGGGCCUGGUGCGCACACUCCAUCUCUGCAUGUCAACGGUAAUGGAAAUUAG
Molecule: messenger RNA, 2574 nt
Organism: Penicillium canescens
Lineage: Eukaryota; Fungi; Ascomycota; Eurotiomycetes; Eurotiales; Aspergillaceae
Product: beta-glucosidase
Exons: 4
Coding region: 1-2574 (857 amino acids)
Biological process (GO): glucan catabolic process
Molecular function (GO): beta-glucosidase activity
Source: RefSeq, a predicted model, not a curated record